This is a messenger RNA of Dinoponera quadriceps, 3811 nucleotides long. RefSeq names its product polycomb protein Scm-like (gene Lint-O). Gene Ontology annotation, molecular function: DNA binding; protein binding. The record is from RefSeq and is a predicted model, not a curated record. The transcript is spliced from 6 exons. NCBI's taxonomy places the organism in Eukaryota, Metazoa, Arthropoda, Insecta, Hymenoptera, Formicidae. Bases 339 to 2597 code for a protein of 752 amino acids.
CCGGCGUCGCGCUCUUCGUUUUUAUCGAAAUUUCCCGUGCCGUCGGUGACGCGCUCACAUCGGACCGCGCGCAAACGGUGCCGAGGCGAUUGGCGGACAGGACCGGUAGAUCGUACGACCCGCUACCCGGCGUUCUUCAGGUUCGUCGCAAUCCCUGGUCCCGGUUGGUGCGUCAUCGUCAUCGGCGCCGUUGUUGCGCUCGGGGUGUGAUGAACGGUUAGCGCGUUCUCGCUCGCGCGCACGAGGUGGUCGGUAACAUCGUCGUGAAUCAGGCCGCGGUGGUGGAUCGUCGUCGGCAGGCGCGCGUGGACGCGGAACACGCGAGGCGGCGGAGGAAGAUGCAGCCGAACCCGGUGGAUUCGCAGAUAGGCCUCGAGCAGCACAUACUCGAGGCGAUCGAUCAGCUGCGUAGCCGGAAAGCGCGUCCGGACGCGGACCGCAUCUGCAACCUCCUGCUGCGGAAGUACUCGGUGGACGCGCGCGACACGAUCGCCGAUUUGCACCGGCUGAUCGAGGUGGAGAAGGUGAUCCAGGUGGACUACAAGGGCCACACCAGCUACCGGAACGCGUCCAAGUGGUCCCGCUUGCAGCUCUACAAGAACCGGCCGGAGGGCUUCAUCAAAGAGAAGCUCAACUCCGGCAUGAUAUCGACCGCGGUGUCCGAGCUCGUGGUCGGCGAGCCGGACUAUCUGGACCAGGGCGUGCCCGCCAGCCGGCUGAUCGAGCAGCUCCUCGACGGCAAGUCGAGCCCUACCUCCCGGCGCAUGGUCGAGGAAUUCCUCAACAAGGAGGUCUCGUGCGGCAACCUAACGCGCCUGUCCAACGGCAAUUACACGCUGGUGGCGACGUCCGAUGUGCCGACGACGCCCGACGACGCGCCGCGACGCGACUCCGCGACCUCGUCAACCACGGACGACGUCACUCCCGCCGCCGCGUCCCGCUCCCAGCAGAACGGCAACUCGUCGGCGACUCGCCGCCUCGGCAAGGGGAACGCCGCUGUUGUUGCCGCGCCGGUCAAAACACCCGGCAGCUGUAGCAGCAGCAGCCGCAGCAGCAGCAGAAGCAGCAACGGCAGCGCGGUUGUCAGACGGAGGAAAAAGCCGAUGAUGGCGGAGGCAGCGACGACGACGACGACGGCGUGCGCGGCUGCAACUACCACCGCCACGCUGUCUGUCGGCCUGUCGACGGUCGCGACCACGGCAGCUGCUGCGGCGAAGACCCUGGCCGCCGCCGCGGCGGAGCUCCUCUACGAGUUCGACGACACCGACAACCCCGCGACCGACUCCGGUGACUCGAAUACGCCGCGACUCUCGCGGCAAACCAGCCCAGCGAAGAUGGACCAGCCGGAGGACCCGCCGAAGAAGACCGCGGAGAUCGUCAAGAGCGACGAGCCGAUGGAGUGCGACGACAACCAGGAGCGCGUCCCGGUCCCUCCGCCGGUCUCCCUGCUGGCCGAACAGUCGCCCAAGUGCAACGAGGUCGCCCAGACGACGCCUAACCUCAAAAGGCCCACCAAGGCUGAACGCAAGCAGCGUCUGUUUGCGAGGACGGAGGACCCGAUGGACAUGAAGUUCGAGGACGAUCCCAGGGACAACAAGGAGGAGCUGGAGGCGCUCAAGGAGAAGCGGGACGAGGCCGAUCGACGGUCCAGCGACGACCGCGAGGACGAGGAGGCCGGCAGAAGCUCGACCAACACGUCGCCGACGCCGUGCAACGUGAACGCGAGCGGAUUCCGCAGCGCGCGCAGAAAAAGAGCGAAGAAGGUCUUCGAUCCCUCGGACAACAAUCUGGUGAAACGUAAACGAGGCAGGCAACCGGGUAGUCACAAUAAGAACACGCUGACCCAGGACUCCCAGGAUAUCGCCAAGGUGCUUAUCAAGGAUGGGCCCUGCAGACAGUGUAGUCUCUGUGCCAAGGAGAAGCAGGAAGCGUUGGUGGCCUGUAGAGACUGCACAGUGCGAGCGCACCCAAGUUGCAUUUACAGUCCGGAGGAGAUGCUGCAGAAGGCCAAUAGCAACUGGCAGUGUGAACGCUGCAAAAGUUGUACCGUGUGUUGCGAGACUUCUGAUGCUGGUCCCCUGGUGACUUGCUUCAGCUGUGACGAAGCCUAUCAUUACUACUGCCACACACCGCGCGUCACAACGCCGAAAUCAAGCUCCAAGUGGUACUGUAAUGAUUGCUUGCAGAAGCAGUACAAAGCGAACAUCGUCAGUCAGAACGCCAACUCGAUCAACACGAGCAGACCGAAUACGCCGUCCAACACGCCUGUCUUACCACCGGUACUCAGUCCGCAAGUUUCCCCCGCCAGAGGUUCCGAUCACAUGGAGGACGAUGCACCUAGAGACAAGAUCGAUCCAAAUAUCCCGGACGCUUCCGACUGGUCUUCCGAACAAGUGUAUCAAUACUUCGCCAGGCUGUUCCCCAAAGAGGCCGAAGUUUUCAGGCAUCAGGAAAUCGACGGUCAUUCGCUACUUUUGCUGAGACGGUCGGACGUACUGACUGGGCUUGACUUGCUCUUGGGGCCCGCAUUAAAGAUUUACCGACACGUCCUGAAGCUCCAAGUGCGCAGAGACGACCCCAAACUCUAUUGGUUAUAAUACAAGGACGCGAUAUAUAUACAUAUAUAUAUAUAUAUGUGUGUAUAUAUAUAUAUCUUGCAUGUGUGAUCAAAAGCGCCGGUCUCCUCCCGGUGUUAUUUCCCAGUCGCGCAGUUUGUAUUGUAUACAAAUUGCGAGCCUUCGUAUUGAUUAAGAUUGAGAGAGUUGACCUGAUUUCCUCGAUUAGCGUCAUUCGAUCCGUGUAAAUACAAGAUAUGAUUUAUUUUUAUAUUAUUUCAACAAUCGUCUCUUGUGCGAAACGCGAUCGAUCUGCGGACGGAGGUACACACGCGCAGGGAUCGGAUAAUGCGUGUAUACUCGCAACGGCGACAAUAUUAUUUGCAGCACGCUCUCUUUCUUGUACCUUGUGUGUAGGGUAUUUCGUUAUGAUACAGUAUCUAUAUACGCAUCAAUGUAUAUACAGGAGGAAAGAAACAUAUAUAUGUAAAAAAAUAUUCUCACGCACAUCAAAUUUCAGUUCUAUUCAAACGCCAUUGUAUCUUGAAGUACUUGUAAAAAGUACUCAGUAAGUUUGUGAAAGUUGAUUAUAUUAUGUAAUGUUGUGAUGAUGUCAAGUGUAAAUAGUGUAAAUACAUGAGAAAAAGGUACAGUAUUUAUCACAUUAUAAAAGUGUAACGAACUGUCGUACACUCCAAGGUACGUUCGUGUCGGCGUUGUGGCACUUGGAAAGCCUCGGUCACAGUUUAAGCAGUGGUCGCCGAGCACUCGUAAAAAGGUUCGAUGCUGCAGAUAUCGUUGGGAAUUAUGCGAAAAUAUACGUGAUCUUGAUCCCUGUAUACGCUAUUCCGCCCGCUUUAAACGUGUGCGGUAUUUUCUAAGAAAAUGCAAAUAUUUUUCAUCGGACUGUUACUUGUUAACGUUAACACUUAGGUCCAUAUUGAGAAUUCUAGACUGCUCGCGAGAAAGAGAGAGAGAGAGAGAGAGAAAGAGAAUAAGAAAUGCAUGUUGAAUGAAGGAAAUGAUUAUUUAGGAAAAAUCAUUUAUAUACCUUUGUAUUACAACAGAUUGAAUUGAAUUUUAUUAUUCAGUUUUACAUACAGAGGUAACACACACGCGCGCGCACACACGCAUACACACAUACACAUAAACACCACAUGUUUAGUCGUAGAUAAUUAUAAGAUACUCUACUACGAGGAACAUGGUACUUUGGUUUUACAAUGUACUUUUCUAUGCAAUAAAUAUUUUGAUAUUUA